CCAUAAACGGAAUGCCGUCAAAAGUGCACCACAGCAAGUCGAGACACAGCUGUUCACGCUGUAAGCUAAGACGUGUAAAAUGCGACCUGCAAGCCCCUUGCACGAACUGUCGAAGGAGGCAGGAGGACUGCAGUCUGACUUCGGCACGAACAUCACGCCUCAUCUCCGCAGAACAACAAGCAUCGUUCUCGCCAUCGCCAGUCGCGCACGAUGGCUCUCGUCAACUUCGUUUACCGGAUGACUUUGCGUUCCUCUCACUGCUCGUGCCGAUAUUGGCCGAGCAAUCACCUCCAAGGCCAUUGACAUGGACCGAGGACUUGUUCCUGAUGAGCCACUUCACGUCGGCCACCUCCUACACGCUCUCACAUCGCGAAGCUGACCAGCACAUGUGGCGUGUCGUGAUUCCUGAGAUGGCGAUCCCGCAACCCUUUUUGAUGCACGGCCUGCUCGCGGUUUCCGCCAUGCAUCUAUCCUAUUUGCGACAGAAUGAGAGAACCAAGUACGAGAUGCAAUCAAGCUAUCAUCAAGCAUUGGCAACAUCGCAGUUACGCUCUGUGCUCACCAACAUCACGUCCGAGAAUUGUAGUGCUGCGUUCGCCCUGUGCGCGCUCCUGACACUGAUAUCGAUGAUUUACAUCGCGCGUCGUACCGACGCGGAAAGAGAAAGGAGUGGUACGGGCUUUAUUGACGAUAUUGUACAUCACUUCAUGCUCACUCGAGGCAUUGGAGGGGUACUGGCUGAUCACUGGGUCACCAUCCUAUCGGGUCCUCUCAGAAUCCUCAGUACAGAUAAGCUGGAAGACCCUGAUACUUAUACUUUGUCACCACAAAUCGACCAACAAUUCUUAGCUUUACGCGAGAGACUCAUCCCUUCCCUCGGUUCAACUGACCCUGCGGCGCUGCAGACGUGUCUCGACGCCUUGGCUGGCCUCGAGCUCGUCUACAAGCAUUGUUACUUCUUACACCCUCAUCUGCCACGUGCGAAGCUCGAGAUCGGAGUUGCGCUGAGAUGGAUGUCUUUGGUGCCGGCAGAAUACAUGGCGUUACUCAAACAACGAAAUACUAUGGCGCUAAUCUUGCUCGCGCAUUUCAUCGUCCUAUUCGCAAAUUUUGGCGACGAAUGGUUUCUUCAAGGCUGGUGCGAACAAGCCAUGAAGAGUAUUGAGACCAUUGUGAGCGAACAGGGUUACGCGGGCCUGAAAUGGCCGUUGGAGCAGCUGAAGGAAAAGCACGCACACACUUCAGCUUGAAUUGGUGCCCGAUUAACAAAGUCUAAUCAGUCUCGCUGACCUCUAUCUCGCUACCCUGGCACUCUGGUACUAGGAACCGCAAUAGUCACAUCAAAUGCCACACGGUUCAAGGACCAAAUCUUGAUUGGACCAUGCCUUGGCCGUCUUGCCUU
Paraphaeosphaeria sporulosa is the source of this 1402-nucleotide messenger RNA. RefSeq lists its product as uncharacterized. The record is from RefSeq and is a predicted model, not a curated record. Bases 12 to 1250 code for a protein of 412 amino acids. Gene Ontology annotation, biological process: regulation of transcription by RNA polymerase II. Gene Ontology annotation, molecular function: zinc ion binding; DNA-binding transcription activator activity, RNA polymerase II-specific. The transcript is spliced from 2 exons. Lineage: Eukaryota; Fungi; Ascomycota; Dothideomycetes; Pleosporales; Didymosphaeriaceae.